Messenger RNA from Belonocnema kinseyi, 596 nucleotides. RefSeq lists its product as uncharacterized. The record is from RefSeq and is a predicted model, not a curated record. Lineage: Eukaryota; Metazoa; Arthropoda; Insecta; Hymenoptera; Cynipidae. The transcript has 2 exons. Bases 53 to 442 code for a protein of 129 amino acids.
CUUUUCGCGAAAUUUUGCACAAAGACAACUUCGCUGGUUAGAGAAUAUAAAGAUGGCAAUUAGCACACUGCUUUUCUUCUCAGCAAUUUUACUUACUUCUAUUGAAUUAAGUGUGCAGAACUGGUGGGGGCUCUCACGCAAAGUAUUUCCUGAGCCUAUGAUUAAAACUGAUAUUCAUUAUUACGCGGAUGAAAAUGGACUUCAUGAAAUAUCAGGAACUAUUGAUGUAGGAAUAAACGAAGAUGUUAUUAUUGGUGUAGUUGUUAAUGGUGUUCUUCGUCCAGCAUAUGAUAGUAAUCGUCAAAGGGUUGUAGUACUAAUAAAUACGAACGGUAUGAACCGCAAUUUAGCACUAUCCAGUCGCAUAGCUGAAACCAUGGGUUUUGGGCUACCACCUCGACAAACAAUGCGAGCAAUUGUAGGAAGUAUAUCUGAUAAUUAAUUAAAUUAAGAAAAACUAGUUAAUUCAAGUGAAAAAAAGUGAAACUAUUCGAAGUUGCAUCAAAAACUAGUCUUCAGGAGAAAGUGUACGAAAUAGUAUUUAUAAAUAAGUUAUAUGAUUGUAUAAAAGUUUAAUUUUACAUUGUAAUAUUAAU